This is a messenger RNA of Vigna unguiculata (cowpea), 1202 nucleotides long. Its product is annotated as cytidine deaminase 1 pseudogene. NCBI's taxonomy places the organism in Eukaryota, Viridiplantae, Streptophyta, Magnoliopsida, Fabales, Fabaceae. The record is from RefSeq and is a predicted model, not a curated record.
CUAUAAAUACAGUUGCAGGGCUUGAAAAGUUCUCCCUCCUCUCUCUCUCUUUCUCCCUUGUUUGUGGGAACAAAAACCAUUGAUUAACACUCCAAAAAAACCCAUGGAGCAGCCCAAGCCCAAGCCCAGAUUCGUAAUAUCGGCAUCUGAGGCCCAAACCCAUUCUUCUCCCAUCGCCAAACUCCUCCCCUCCCUCGUCGCCCCCGCCCAGUCCCUCGCCCGUCCACCCAUCUCCAACUUCCCCGUCGCCGCCGUAGGCCUAGGCGCCUCCGGCCGCAUAUUCGUCGGCGUCAACGUGGAGUUCCCGGGUCUCCCCUUCCACCACACCAUCCACGCCGAGCAGUUCCUCCUCACGAACCUCGCACUCCACGGCGAGACCCGCCUCGACUCCUUCGCUGUCUCCGCCGCCCCUUGCGGCCACUGCCGGCAGUUCCUCCAGGAACUCCGCGACGCCCCCGACAUCCAAAUCCUGAUCACCUCCCACGCCAACCCUCACUUCACCCCUCUCUCCCACUUCCUCUCCCACCGCUUCGGCCCCCACGAUCUUCUCCCCAAAACCGCGCCUCUCCUCUUGGAGCCUCGCCACAACGCCCUCUCUCUCCCCACUCCCAUUCCCCAAAACACCAACCCUAAUAAUCUAACGCUUCCCGCGUUGGAAGCGGCGAAUAACUCCCACGCGCCCUACAGCGCCUCCCCCUCCGGCGUCGCCCUUCUCGAUUCCAAGGGAACUGUCCAUAAAGGCUCUUACAUUGAGUCCGCUGCUUAUAACCCCAGCCUGGGACCCCUCCAGGCUGCUCUGGUCGCCUUCAUUGUCGGCGGCGGCGGCGCCUAUGACGAGAUUGUGGCGGCGGUGUUGGUCGAGAAGGAGGGGGCUGCCAUCAAACAGGAGCCCACGGCGAGGUUGGUGCUCCAUUCCAUCUCCCCUCACUGCCACUUCAGGACCUUCCUCGCCACCGCCUCUUCUCAUUCACCUAUCUCAUCUUGAACCACCAUAGCAACAACACCAUCAAAAAAAGAUUGUUUUUUUUUUCAUCUCCAAUAAAAACCAUUAAAAUAUAGCUCUGUCUUAUCGUCACGUUUGGAUAUGGUGUAGAAUACUUCCCAUGCUAUUAUUGUGCCUCUCUGUGUGCUUUUAAUAUUAUUUUUUGUUGUCACUGUUGUUAUCUGUAUACAAUAUUAUAUUUAACUCUUGGCCUCAUAAA